Messenger RNA from Syngnathoides biaculeatus (alligator pipefish), 14323 nucleotides. RefSeq names its product vacuolar protein sorting 13 homolog D (gene vps13d). The coding region runs from base 450 to 13544 and encodes 4364 amino acids. The record is from RefSeq and is a predicted model, not a curated record. The transcript has 71 exons. Gene Ontology annotation, biological process: protein retention in Golgi apparatus; mitochondrion organization; protein targeting to vacuole. Gene Ontology annotation, molecular function: protein binding. NCBI's taxonomy places the organism in Eukaryota, Metazoa, Chordata, Actinopteri, Syngnathiformes, Syngnathidae. Gene Ontology annotation, cellular component: extrinsic component of membrane.
UCGUUUAUGAUCGUGCGACACAAAUCUCGAAUGGGCUGAACCGUUUUGUUUCGGUUUAGAAUAUCCUUGUUUUCCAUGAAAACGUGAAAGUUUGCAGAAUUUUGUGUUAUACUUUGUUUCCGUGACGUUAAGUUGAUUUGAGAGCGGGCACAGCAUUUUGUAAGGUUAGUUUUAGCUCCCUGGUUAGCGUAGGAGUGUGGAAUCCAACUUUGCCCUUUCCACAGCCACCUUGGCUUUGGAGUUGCCUGCUAUCGCUUUCUGCCUUGUGUGGCUGCGACGAGACGGUGUCACCUCCUGACAGUGGGAUUCCGCAUGCAUCAUGGACCCAGCGAAGGACUGAUCGAUGAAAAGCAACAAAUGUUCUUGGCGACAUCUUGCGCCUUCCCUCUGAGAGCUGUUUUUGUUUGCAUCCACAUUUUGGAGAGGAGCAACUUCACUGAACCAACACGAUGUUGGAAGGUCUUGUUGCCUGGGUGCUAAACACAUACUUGGGAAAAUAUGUCAGUAACUUGAACACAGAUCAGCUCUCCAUAGCUCUACUCAAAGGUGCAGUUGAAUUGGAGAACCUACCUCUGAGGAAAGAUGCCCUCAAAGAGUUUGACCUGCCCUUUGAGGUCAAAACAGGCUUCAUUGGAAAGAUUACGCUCCAGAUUCCGUUCUACCGUCCUCACAGUGACCCCUGGGUCAUCUCAAUGUCCCAGCUCAACCUCAUUAUUGGUCCUUCCCAUUUGCGGGAGUAUGAUGAUGAGAAGGAGAAAGAGGAGCAGAGGGAGCGUAAGAAAUAUCUCCUCAAGACUCUUGAAGAAAAAUUCAAAAGUGAGUGUGAACAAAAAGGAGAGUCUUACUGGUACUCUGUCACUGCAUCGGUGGUUACAAGGAUUGUGGAAAACAUUGAGCUGAACAUCCAAGAUGUGCACCUGAGAUUUGAAGAUGACACCUGCAAUCCAGAGAAGCCCUUCUCCUUUGGAGUAUGCGUCAAUAAUAUUUCUGCUCAGAAUCCCUCCAAAGAUACGGCUUUAAAUCCAUUUCGACAGAAGCAGCUGGAGAUUGAAGAUUUUAGAGUCUACUGGGAUACAGAAUGUGAAAUGCUGGCAAAACUCCCCGUUAAUCAGAUCCAGGAAGCGAUGACCCAAUGUAUGAAGACGUGGGAACACCACUAUAUCUUUGAGCCUGUGUGUGCCUCCGUACUGCUCAGACGAAAUGCCUCCAAAGAGCCUCUGAGGUUCCGACACACCCCACGGAUUCAAGGCCACGUUCAGCUAGAGACCAUGUCCUUACGCUUAUCUCAGAUCCAAUACCAACAGAUCAUGGCCUUCCUUAAAGAGCUAUAUCGCCGCGAAAGGGAAAUGCUUUACCGAAAAUGGAGACCUAACUGCCCCAUCUCUGGAAACUGCAGACAAUGGUGGUUGUUUGCCAUGGAGGCAAACCUAAGUGAAAUAAGGGAGCAGCGGCGUAGGGGAAGCUGGACCUUUGCCCUCCAGCGGGCACGGGAUCUCCAGAUUUACACCAGUCUCUACUUCCAAAAACUCAAAGGAGUACCACUAAGUCCCCAAGAAGAGAGUGAGAUUGAGCGAGUAGAGGAAGUGCAGACCUUGGAAGAGCUACAGGGUCUCAGAGAAAUCGUCCAUGACUGGUUUCGAAAACAGGAAGAGAUUGUUGAGAAUCUCCGAGAGACCAGCAGUGAACACCAGUCUUCUUUACCCACACCAUCAAUCCCCAAGAGUGGAAGCUCUGGUAUGAUCCAGUACCUGCAGUCUUGGUUUCCAGGUUGGGGUGGCUGGUAUGGAGAGUCUCUGGACUCAGACAGAGGUCCCGAGGUCCUUCUGCCAAGCCCUUCUUCUUGGGAUAUUCUGGCCGAAACAGAUCCUUUGUUUGACCCCAUGGAAGACUCCCACACUCUGAACACAUUUACAAGGCGAGAUUACCUGUUUGCUCGGCUGGAGUUCUUACUAGAGAAAGGUGUUGUUACUCUCUUUCAUCAAGACUCUAAAGACAAGAUGCCACACAAGAGUGGAGUCAUCCAGCUAGAGGUUUCUGAAGUGAAAGUGGUUGUGGAGUCUUUGCCUCGCUCAGAGUCUUCUCUACUGUCUGUAAAGUUGGAUGGUUUGUUUCUCAGAGACUUGACCACCCAUGACACUAUCUUCCCUGUACUGGUGUCUCCAAAAACGGACAAGGUUGUCAUUGCUGUUAAUCAUACAUCCGGGCAGACUAGCAGCAUGCCCGGAAGUUCAAAUGCAGAGACCUUUUCAUCACCAGUGUUUGAAAUGCUUUAUGAGCGUAACCCUGUAAGGUCUAAAUUUGAAAGAAGACUUGAAGUGAAAACUAGCCCACUGAACAUUAUCUACAACCCGCAAGCAAUCAAGAAAGUGACAGAAUUCUUCUACAAAGGACGGGUCCAUUCUUCUGGUUUUGGCUAUCAGUCCGAGCUAGAGCUGAAAGUGGCAGAGGCUGCUAGGAGAAAGUAUGACAAGUUAAAAAGGCAGACAAAAGCAGAAAUCCGACAAACUAUUGAUCAGCUGCUUGUUGGGGAAUUUAUUGAAAACAGUAAGCGUUGGACUAUGAAACUGGACAUCUGUGCCCCACAGAUCAUUUUCCCUGAUGAUUUCCAGUCAGCGGAUCCAAUGUUAGUUAUUGUGGAUUUAGGCAGGGUGUUGCUCACUAACUCUCAAGAUGACUCAAAAGACUGCAAAAGUACACAACCUGAAAGGGAAGACCUAAGUGAUGAGGAGUAUCAGACACCCUUGGCAACUCCACCAGAGGAGUCGCCACCUGAGCUUGACAUGCCCCUGAAAGACUGGUCAAGAUGUCCUGAGCUUCCCAGCCUCAGAACACCUGAAAAUACAAAGGCCUACAGUAGAAAGCUUUAUGAAAGAUACUCCUUGUCCUUUAAGGAUUUGCAGAUAAUGGUCGGUCGCUACAAGGACAAUUGGAAAAACCUUCAAGAGAGUGAAGUAGGACCGACUCAUGUGGUCGAGAAAUUUAAUGUGUUGCUGCAGCUGGAACAGAGAUUGCGCUAUACGUCAGAUCCCCAGCUCCCAGGGGCUGUGCUGUCAGGAACCCUUCCUGAUCUAAAAGUCCAUAUUAACCUAGAGAAAAUGACAGCUUUAAGGAGCUGUCUGGCUAGGCUCAGCAGUCCAGCUGGGAAUGGAGACAAAGGCCAGGAUAAAGGGUCAAAAUCUCCUGACCCUCUUACUCUCCGCCAUGAAAAAAUCUUUCAAAGAGAGGACAGCUCAUGGAAGAUCCAAGGUUCAGCUAAGAACUUAACACAAAGUGUCACAACUUUAGAGCAGCACACAAGGGAAGUCUUGGUGGAAUCCCGUCUACUGUUGGCUGAAUUCAAAAUAAACUAUAUGCAGCUUGGUGUAGAGAGUGAUGGCCGGUACAUAUCUGUUCUCAAGGUAUUUGGCACAAAUGCCCAUUUUGUCAAGCGACCAUAUGAUGCAGAAGUCUCUCUUACUGUUCACGGUCUUCUUCUCGUUGACACCCUCCAAACCUUUGGUUCAGACUUUGACCUUUUAGUGUCAUCUCACAAAAAUCUCAGUUUUGACAUCCCCACUGGCAGUCUUCAAGAGAGCCAGCCAUCUUCCCCAAUGUCAUAUGAGAGCAGAUCUUCAGAGCAACAAAGUCAUCACACUGAGUCAUCUUCAGGUUUGCGCACUGAUAAACUCACUUCCCUUAGUUCCUGCCUCAAGGAUCAAGAAGCCCUAAUCAAACUUGAGUACCAGUUUGUGAGCUCAGAUUGCCCUUCCAUGAACCUGGACAGCUCCCUUCAGGUAAUAAGCAUGCAAGUCAAUAACCUGGAUAUUAUUCUAAACCCUGAAACCAUGGUGGAACUGUUGAAAUUCAUUCAAAAGUCUUUCCCGAAAUCAGAAAACAAUUGGACAUCAUCAUUGCAGCAACCUACAACACAACUCUAUACUGAGGAAGAAGAUGGCACUUUUCAGUCAACAUAUGACCAGAACAAGGAGCUAACUGUAGAAAUUCAUCGACUUAACCUCCUUCUCCUUCGAACUGUGUCCACGGGCACUGUCUUGGGUGCUGAGAAGAAAGGUUUGAAGAUUGCCACUGCCAGCAUCACUGGCACCAAGGUUAAUGUUUCCAUCGGUAGUCGAAUGGAUAUUAAUGGGUCACUCGGUGCCAUUCACUUGGUAGACUUGACCCAGGAAGGAGGCCGAAGCCAAUUUGUAGUCAGCAUUGGGAAUCCAGAAGACUCUUUAACUGAUGAAGUUCUAUUUUUACUGACUGACAAAAAGAUGUCUCCUUCAGAAGCUUUGAAUUUUCGCCUGCUAGAGAAUUUCCACGGGGACUGCACUUUACAUUUGCAUAUGGCAUCCUUGCAUUACAACCACUCAGCCAAGUUCUUGAUGGAGCUGAGUCUUUCUGCUAAUGAGGUAGAGGAUAAUUUUCGCUCAAUGUUGAAAAGUGCUGCCACCAAAGUGUCAACAGUUCUUGCUACAAAGACAGCAGAGUACAGUGGUAUGUUUUCACUCUUUGAGACUCCCUCACGAAGAAGCCGAACUCAGAGUUGGUCUUAUCUAUUGGAAAAUGAAGAGGAUAUUCACAUGGAGGAAACUGAACCUACAUUAGACACAUUCUUUGUAAAGUUGACUCUAAAUAUAAAUAUUGAAUCACCAGUAGUGUCCAUUCCUCGCAAACCUGGACACCCUGAACUGCUUGUGGGUCACUUGGGUAGUAUAACUAUUCAGAAUUUUAUUACUGCCCAACAAUCUGAAGGGGAGAGACUGCAGGUGCUUGUCAAGGAUAUUCGGUUGUACUCCCUAAACACAAGUCAUCUGGUUUUGAAGAAAAUGCAAAGAGUGGAAAAAAAUGGGGGCAUUUCACCCUCUCAUAACAGAAGCAUCAGUUGUGAUGAACCCCAGUUCACACGUCAUGACUUCUUUGAAUACCUCAGUCAAGGAAAAGCCUUCCAUAUAUUAAAAGAGACAACCAUACAGUUUACCGUGGAGAAGGUCCCCAUCAAUGAUGAUAUAUAUGCUUUCCUCACCUCCAAAGACCCAUGGAAGAGCACAGGGUUGUUGAAAGUCGAAGGAAGAUUUGUCACACCUGUUCAGGUGUUCCUUUGCAAGGCUGUGUAUGAACAGGUCCUCCAGACGCUUGAUAAUUUAUUCCUCAUUGAGGAGAAACAUGUCACACCCAGUCAACCUCCAACACCCCCACCACCAACUCCUUCUUCCACUAGGCCCCACCGCUUUCCUGACCCCCACGGAGGACUGUUUGCAAAGGAUCCUCCCUACCUCAGCUUGUCACACUCAUUGCUCUCCUGUCCUUCGCCUCUGCAGUCUCAAAAGCCAUUUCCUGAUUCCCCUGCAUUUACUCAGCUGAAAGUAACUGUUCAUGUAGCAGAAUUGCAAGUCCAAUUGAGUGCUGACCUUACGCAGGGCUCCCAAGGCUUAAUCAGUCUACAGUUCCUUGACCUGGAGGGAGACUUCACCAAAGAGCAUCCAUACGUGUUUGAAGUCCAGUUAAUUCUGCGUUCACUGCUCAUGGAGGAUCUCCUCGAGCAAAAUCCUGAACAUAAACAUCUGAUGGUGUCCCGUGGCGCGCCAAAGCCUUCCACUUUCAGUCCAAAAGAAUACCUCUCUCAUAGCUGUCCAUCGGCAACAAAUGCCCAAUACCCAGAAAUGCCUCGCUCUCUGCCGUCCCACAUGGAAGAGGCCCAAAAUGUCUUCCAACUCUACCAAAGGCAUGCCGGUACUCCUUCAGCAAGUCAUCACAAAGCUAAGAAGGAUCCCGACUGCCCCAGCACUCCACCACCUUCCCCUACUCAUCCUGCAUCUUCCCCUCAACCGACCUCAGAAUUUGAUGAGUCCUUAGUUCACAUCAACGUGUUGCUGGUGGAUCAGAAUCACCCAGAGUUCAAAAGCCGUUAUGGCAGUGUGGGACGAAGCAUUGAUAUUGACUUCAACUGCCUGGAUGUAUUGAUCACCUUGCAGACCUGGGUGGUCAUCCUGGAUUUCUUUGGUAUUGGCUCCACAGCCAAUAAUCAUGCAAUGAAGGUGCCCCCUAGUUCCCCUCAGUGUGUGCCAGGACAUCAUCUUUAUGAGCCAGACCUCUCUGAGGAAGACUCAAACGAGGUUGUCAACACAAAAUUGGAUCUCAAGGUUCAUUCCUUGUCUCUUGUAUUGAACAAAGAAGGCAAUGAGCUUGCCAGAGCCACUGUGAUAAAAUUAUCUGCGCACCUGGAAAUGUUUGAUAGCAACCUAGUCUUGACUGGGAGUCUGGGAAGUUUGUCCCUCAGUGAUCUGACCCCAUAUGGCGAGCUCUACAGGGAACGUUUCACAACACGUGGAGGGGAGGCUCUAAUAUUCAACAUCCACAGAUAUGGUGUGUCGGAUCCUUACCUGGAGCGUGAAUAUGACAUCAAGGUUUCUCUGCUGAUGGCCUCAGUGCAAUAUGUCCACACUCAACGCUUCCAGGCCGAGGUCGUGGCCUUCAUCCAACACUUCACACAGUUACAGGAUGUGCUUGGCAGGCAAAGGGCCGCGAUGGAGGGCCAAGCUAUACGGGACUGUCCUCAACGGGCAUCCAGGGUUCUGCUAGAUAUCGAAGCUGGCGCCCCGGUCAUAAUCAUCCCAGAAAGCUCGAGUUCAACAAGGGUCAUUGUAGCAAAUCUUGGCCAGCUGAGGCUGAUGAACUGCUUCUUACCUGCUGGGGCCUAUGGCACUUUCUCCUCUCGAGACAAGAAGGAGCCCACACAAAAUGCUGCAGCAUGGUCAGAUGAGCAAAGAUCGCAUAAAGCUUCCCCCAGUAACGCCACUGCUUGGUCCGAUGGCAGCACAUUCCCUGAAAGAGCUCAAGAAAUGUCUGGUAGCCCGAUUGCCUCAGAAGCCCAUGUGUGUCUUUUGGAUUGCAUCACUCUGGACCUUCAUCAAAUGGAUAUAUUUGCUGCGGAGCGUCUGCCCUGCCAACCGAGUGACAGAGGCUGUACCACCUUUGAAAUCUCCGAUGUUAUUUUCCCAUCUUACUUUGUCCGUCGGAUUGGAGGAAACCUGCUGAAAGAAUGCUGCCGCCUGGAGCUUAAAGUGGAGCGUAACCUGGAUAGUGAGCUGAGCCAUGCAGUUCCUGAUAUGACUAUCUAUGGUAGCCUGUCAUCGAUACACUGCUCUCUAGAUCCAGAACACUACCAGCUGAUUCGAGGGCUGCUGGAAAACAAUCUCGGAGAGCCUGUUGAAGAAUUUUUGCGUCCCUUCAACCUCCAGGACCCCAGUACCUAUACGGUGUUAAGUGGAGAUGUCUUCACCAACUUGUCAAUCCUGGUGGAUUUGAUGGAUGUCAGUUUGGAGCUCAUGGACUGCAGUAAAUCACACAAACGCUCACUAGCAAGGUUUAACUUCAUGAAAUCCAAGCUGCUCUUUGAGAGUUUCUCCAAUGGAUCUAAAUCAGUCAAUUUAGUAUCUCACUCGCUGCUUGCAUAUGACACUCGUUGCACUGGGCAUUACCAGAGCACUGGUGCACCUGACAGGACCAGGCAUAAUGUAUUCGACUGCAUUCUCCAACCUUCUAAAACGGGCGCAAACCAGGCUUCUCUGCAACUGGAACUGCAUUACAGAUCAACACGAGACUCGUCCUGUUUCACAGUGGUCCUGAACAAUCUAAGGGUCUUUCUCAUUUUUGACUGGCUCUGGCUCGUGCAGGAAUUCCUGUGGUUGCCAGCAAAAAAGAUGCCAAGAAGUGCAGAGAAUCUCGAGUGUCAGAGUAACGUCGGCACUGACUUUGAAGCAAAUAGUAAUUCCAUCACCACUGGGGCAGUCAUACCAAAGAGGGUCAAGAGUGGUGUGGUCACCAAGAGGUCCACGGUGCCCGUUACCCAUAAUCGUUCCUUAGAGGUGAAGGUCAAUGUUACAGGCACUGAAUUUGUUAUUGUAGAGGACUCAAGCUGUCUGGAUACCAAUGCCAUCAUUCUUAAAGGCACCACUGUUCUCACGUACAAACCCCGUCUGUUGGACAGACCCUUUUCUGGAAAUCUUGCAGGCAUAGAGGUCUUCUCGUGUCGUCUUGGCAGUGAACAGGAGACGGCACUGUCCAUCGUUGAUCCAGUCAACAUUCAGGUGGAGCUGUGUGGGAGCCCCACUUACCAAAGCAGCUCCGGUCUACUCGAUGCCUUCAGUGUGGCGGACAUCCCUCCGCUCCUGGAGAUCCAAUUUCCUGUUCUGGACAUCCGGCUAUCUUAUAAUGAUAUUCAGCUCUUUUUGGCCAUUGCCAGAUCCAUCCCUACUGAAAAUUCACCACCAGUCUCUGACACUGUACCUCUUGAUACACCCAAAGACUCUUACAAGAUGAAAAAUCUUGCCCAUAUAGAGGGGCAGCUGAUGCAUUUGGAAGAUCUUGGCUUUCGGAAAGAGGACUGUAAAAAGGCACUUCUCCUUUGUAAAGGUCGUCUGGAUCAGGCUGCAAUGUGGCUGUUGGAGAAUGCUGACAACAUCGCAGGCCGGUCCAAAGGACAUUCCAGAACUGACUCUGGUUCUUUCAGUCAGGCUUCCGCGCUGUCUGGGAUAGAAGUAAAGGCAGAGAGCAUCUGCAUUUGUUUCAUAGAUGACUGUUUAGACUGUGACAUACCCCUUGCGGAGCUCACCUUUUCCAGGCUGAAUGUGUUGCAGCGUAUUGGUUCCACCCAGGAAGGCAACACUAGCUUUAGUCUUUCGGGAGACUACUACAAUCGAGAACUGUCGGGCUGGGAGCCAUUCAUCGAGCCCUGGCCUUGCUUCCUGACCUGGCAGAAGCAAGAAGCGAGCCGAUUGCAUCCUCCCCGUCUUAAGAUCAGUGUGAGAGCCAAGCAACGGCUUGACGUCAACAUUACGUCUGUCCUAUUGGAGCAGUACAACACAACCAAGACCUCCUGGAUAGCAGACUACUGUAACAAGGAUGAUAGUAGUAGUCAGUCUUCACCCACCUUGUCCUGGAUAGGCUCUUCAGUUGACCCGCCCAGCAAUGGACCAUGCGCUCCCCUGUCCUACCUCAGAACUCGGAGCACAGCCAGCUUGACCUGUUUCGAUCAGCAAACAGACUCGAAAGGUGUUAAGCUUUCUAAGAAGAGGCAGCCAUUUGUGCCAUAUGCUCUGCGCAACCAUACUGGCUGUACCAUGUGGUUUGCCACUCUUACUACGACACCUACAAGGGUGGCUCUCUCUCACAGCAGUAGUGCAGAUUCUAUUGGAGACAUCCACAGUUCAGGCAAUGAUGAUGGGCACAAUGUCAGUCAGUGGAGAGAAGUGUUUCCUGGGGAGGAAAUUCCGUUUGAGUUUGAAGCACGGGAGAAACUUCGCCAUAGGCACACUCAUGAGCUGAAGCUGCACCAGCUGCUUGUACGAGUGUGCGGAUGGGAGCAAGUGAAGCCCGUGUCUGUGGACAAAGUAGGAAUAUUCUUCCGUUAUGCAGCUCCGGAUAGGAACAAUGCAUCCAAUAUUGUUGGCAGUCCUAUCAGCAGGACAAACAUAAUUCAUCCACAUGUAUAUUUCUCAGCACUGCCUCCGGUCAGAGUGGUCUUCUCCAUCACAAUGGAGGGAAGCGCCAGGAAGGUUAUAACUGUGCGCUCAGCCCUCAUUUUGAAGAAUCGCCUCGAUGUUCCUAUGGAGAUCAGACUUGACAGCCCCUCAGCUCCUGACAAACCUGUGGUAUUGGCUCCCAUUUUGCCCAGUCAGGCCUUGGCAGUUCCACUCCAUCUAACAUCAUGGCGACUUCAGGCGCGGCCCAAGGGCUUGGGCUUAUUUUUUUGUAAAGUUCCAAUUCACUGGACCAGCGUUGAGCGGCCCGGAGAGAUCAGCAGCAGCAAGAGGGAUUGCCAGUCAGCAGACUUUGAUGCCACUCUCAAGCGUAACUUCAGGUUUUGUGUGGUCAUAAAAAAAGAAAACUACCCAGACCAGCAACCUGCCAAAAGGGUCUCUAGUACAAAUCAGAUCUAUCGACAGCCAGGUCACACCAUUUAUCUGUUGCCCACCAUGGUGUUGGCCAACCUGUUACCCUGUGACCUCAACUACUACAUGAAAGGGACGGCUAUCAAAGGCUCACUAAAACCAGGAAAAGAAGCUGUGCUUCAUGCUGUGGAUACCUCACAAAACAUGGAACUAGGUAUCCUAUUAGAGAACUUCCCACUGUGUAAAGAGCUCCUCAUUCCUUCAGGAACUCAGAAUUAUGUGGUACGGAUGAGGCUAUAUGACACCAAUAAGCGUCUGCUUUGCCUCACCAUCCGUAUCAUCCUGCGGGCGCACGGGGCAUUCAAGAUCCUGGUUUCUUCCCCGUACUGGCUUAUCAACAAGACAGGCUUGCCAUUGAUUUUCAGACAAGACAAUGGAAAAGUGGAUGCAGCAGGCCAGUUUGAUGAGCAUGAAUUAGCACGAAGCCUCAGUCCAUUAUUGUUCUGCUACACUGACAAAGAACAGCCUGCUAUGUGCACCAUGCGGAUUGGAAGGGGGAUGCAUCCAGAUGGAGUUCCAGGUUGGUGCCAGGGUUUCUCCCUGGAUGGAGGGAGUGGUGUCAGGGCGGUGAAGGUUAUCCAACAGGGUAACAGGCCUGGGCUCAUCUACAACAUUGGGAUUAGUGUGCGCAAUGGAAAAGGACGGUACCGAGACACUCACAUUGUGACCUUUGCCCCCCGUUACUUACUUGAUAACAGCUCCUCGCACAAGCUUGCCUUCGCCCAAAGAGAGUUUGCUCGAGGAAAGGGUACAGUCAACCCAGAGGGUUACAUCUCCACUCUGCCAGGCUCCAGUGUUGUUUUCCACUGGCCCCGAAAUGACUAUGACCAACUGUUGUGUGUGCGCCUCAUGGACACGCCGACAUGCACCUGGUCAGGAGGCUUUGAAGUCAACAAACCCAAGUCCUUCCAUGUCAAUAUGAGAGACACCAUGGGGAAUUGCUUCUUCCUCCGGACAGAGAUAACCAUCAAGGGAGCCACCUACCAGAUCUCCUUUACCGACACUGACCAGCUGCCCCCACCUUUCCGCAUCCACAACAUUUCUGAAGUUCCUAUCCAGUUCUGGCAGCACGGCGUGGUUGACAUCAAGCUGCAGACUGAGGUGAAGGCAGACUCCGAACUGGACUACGCCUGUGAUGAGCAAACACUGCCACCUUACCUGACUCUGACUGUCAAGGGAGCCGGGUCAUCAGAGGUCACGGCUGACAUGAACUUCUUCAGAGAAUACAACAAGCUCUACUAUGAGAAUUUCAUCUACAUUGCGGCCACGCACACCUUCUCAAAGAGUGGUGGAAGGAGACCUGUUGGAAAAAAACAUCUGGUAACUUGUGCAGAGUUGGUUCUUGAUGUGGACACAAAGACGCAGAGGGUCAUCUUGAAAAAGAAGGAGCCUGGUAAGCGUUCCCAGUUGUGGAGGAUGACAGGUACUGGUAUGCUGUGUCAUGAAGGCUCCUCCCCACCCCAGAGCAAGCCCGCCCAGCCACGUCCAUUGGAUUCAUCUUUGGUUUUGGACAUUGCUGGACUUGCAGCUGUUAGUGACAACAGUUUUGAGCCAUUGAUGUUAAGGAGACCGGACCCUCGUCGCAGCACCACCCAGACCUGGUACUUCAGCUCAUGCAUGCUGACCUGUGGCCUGCCCCGGUUGGUUGUACAGGUACGGGGUGGUAUAGAAGGCCUGUACGACGGGUCUGAGGUGGUUUUGGGACCAGACUCGGGGAUUCUGGAGCCUGGCCCUGAGCAGCAGUUUAUCAACCAGAAGAUGAGACCUGGUUCUGGCGUGCUGUCUGUUCAAGUGCUGCCAGAUGGACCUACACGUGUUCUGCAGAUCAGUGACUUCAACCAAAGGAGAAUGAUCCACAAGUCCCCAAGUGCGGAGCCGGACAAGGGCAAAGAGGAGUUGAUGAAGAAAGAGCCUGAACAGGAGCUUGAGGUGUUAGUGAACUUGGAUGAAGGUAUCGGCGUGUCACUGGUUAACAAGGUUCCCGAGGAGCUCGUGUUCACCACACUGUCCGGUAUAGACGUCCACUUCACACGCACUGCUGCCAGUGAGGUGUUGGAACUGAGCAUUCACAACGUUCAGGUGGACAACCAACUCCUAGGGACCACUCAGCCAGUGAUGCUCUGUGUGACUCCAAGUUUCAGUGAUGGCACUGUGAGCGACAGUGGUCCAGCCUUGCAAGUGAACUCGGUCAAAAUUCCCAGUAGUCUCAUGCUCACUGACAUCUUCAAGCACCUCAUGGUAACGGCUGGGCGCUUCACAGUCAUCAUUGAAGAGAAAUUACUGCUCAAGCUGCUCAGCUUUUUGGGGUAUGGGGAGACAGAAGCAGAACUGGAGAAAUUGGAUGAAAACCUUCAUGAGAGGCCCAAUCAGGAUGUCGGACCUCCCAAACGCUACUACUUUGAGAACCUCAAAAUCAGCCUGCCUCAGGUCAAGCUCAGUGUCCUCACCUCUCAUAAACUGCCUGCUGAUCUGAAGGCUUUGAAAGGUACCUUGGGAUUUCCACUGGUUCGUUUUGAGGAUGCUGUCGUCAACAUGUACCCAUUCACUCGAGUCCACCCCUAUGAGACCCAAGAAAUCAUCAUCAAUGAUAUCCUCAAGCAUUUCAGAGAGGAGCUUAUCAGCCAGGCAGCUCAGAUCCUGGGCUCUGUGGACUUUCUUGGAAAUCCAAUCGGACUCCUCAAUGAUGUCUCUGAGGGCGUAUCAGAGCUCAUCAAGUAUGGCAAUGUGGGUGGCCUCAUACGAAAUGUGACACAUGGCGUGUCGAACUCUGCUGCCAAGUUUGCAGGAACUUUAUCUGAUGGUCUGGGGAAAACCAUGGACAACCGGCACCAGACGGAGCGAGAGUACAUCAGAUACCACGGAGCCACCAGUGGCGAACACCUGGUCGCAGGCAUCCAUGGACUAGCUCAUGGUAUCAUAGGGGGCAUGACAAGUAUCAUAACCUCAACUGUGGAAGGAGUCAAGACGGAGGGUGGAGUCAGUGGGUUUUUCUCUGGCCUGGGUAAAGGUCUUGUCGGGACUGUGACCAAACCAGUAGCUGGAGCAUUGGACUUCGCUUCAGAGACGGCACAGACUGUCCGUGAUAUGGCAAGCCUCAGUAACCAUAGGCUAAGCGUGCUCCGUGUCAGGAAACCUCGCUGCUGUAAAGGUCCUCAGGGUCUUCUGCCUCGUUACUCAGCCCUGCAGGCUGACGGCCAGGAGCAGCUCUUCCACCUCACAGACAACAUUCAGUCUGAGUUCUUCAUUGCGGUAGAGCCCAUCGACAGCUACAGUGUGCUCAUCUCCUCCAAAGUGGUCUACUUCCUAAAGCCUGGGGACCAUCUGGACCGAGAAGCAAUUUUCCUGGAGAUCAAGUAUGAUGACCUCUACCACAGUCUGGUGUCUAAGGAUCAUGGGAAAGUGUAUGUGCAGCUCACAAAAAAGGCUGAAAGCACCAGUAGUGGUGUGGCCAUCCCUGGACCCUCCCACCAGAAGCCUAUGGUCCAUGUGAAGAGUGAAACUCUGGCUCUCAAAAUUUCCCAAGAGAUCAACUAUGCCAAGAGUCUCUACUAUGAACAACAGCUGAUGCUGCCUAGCAGUAACAAUGAGGACUGCUUAUUGCUUGAGUCUUGAUCAAAUAUGGAUGAACCUCCCUCAAAUGAAGACGUUUAAUCUGCUAUGCGAUUGAGAGGCGCCGAGGCAAUAGUGUACCUUGUAUUAUCUCAAGAGUGAGCUGGUAAAGGCUCCACCUCACUUGCUCCCCUAAUGAGCACUGAUGAAUUUAUAAUACUUAAUCAACCACAGAGAAUAGGGGAUAUUCGGAGAGCUAUCAACUUUUUUUCAGUCACAUGCCCUCAUAUCAUCCAGAGCACUUAUGAAUUACUAAGUUUUCAUUUCAGUUGUGUAUUUUUGUUUCUUUCAUUGACUGUUUAUAGCACGUGAUGUAAAUAUCCUGCAGGUCUUCCACAAUGUUUGUGAAUAGGUAUAAAUGUAAAUACAAAGAUAUGGAAAGAGAUGUGAAAUACAACAAGCUUUGUGUGUAAUAUUUUGUGUGUUGUUUGGAAUCUAAAUUGCAGUGACGCGUUUUAAAAUGCGAUACGCCCAUCCCCGUUUCACUUUGGAGCUGCCUUCCACUCUCUAUGCCAUGUACCACUUGAAACGGUCAGUUUUGAUGAUUCAGUAGGAUCAUUGUUUGUUCCUCUUUGCUGCAUCUAUGAUUUCCUCAUUAACAAAUGUCUAAGGUGUUUGCUUCAUAUCACUGAAGCGUCCUCAGGACUUUUAAAUUUUGGGUUGGUGUCGAAUAGGAUUUUCUCAAGGUCAGUUUGAGUGCCUGAGCGGCCUAUCGUGUGACGUUGAAGGUUUUUUGUAAUGCUUUCACAUGGACAAAUGCAAAUAAAGGGCCCCCGAGUUAA